This is a messenger RNA of Xiphophorus maculatus (southern platyfish), 1076 nucleotides long. It is a transcript of the gene eef2kmt, whose product is annotated as eukaryotic elongation factor 2 lysine methyltransferase. Lineage: Eukaryota; Metazoa; Chordata; Actinopteri; Cyprinodontiformes; Poeciliidae. The transcript is spliced from 9 exons. The coding region runs from base 22 to 1002 and encodes 326 amino acids. The record is from RefSeq and is a predicted model, not a curated record.
GUAAACAAACACACGUGGAAGAUGGCGCUUUCAGAGCAGAAAGAGGAGAAACCUGAGGAUAUUUUAAGGGAUUUUCGUGCCUCGUUUUUCUCCAUGAACCGAUUGGCUUCGUUUCCCUGGACGUUUCUAGACAGCGAGCUGCAGAGCAACAAGUCAUCAGAGUUCAUCUCAGAGCUGCUGAAGCAGACAUGUCUUCAUCCUCUGUGUGGAAAGUUUCCACCAUCGGUCCGAUUCAGGAGGAUUUUCCUCUCUGAGCUCAUCAAACGGCAGGAGGCUGCAGGCUGCGAUCCUCUGGAUGAGCUGUACGACGCCCUGGCGGAGGUGCUGGGGGUGGAGGAGACGCUGCACUGCCACAAGAGCUACUUCCUGCCCACCGGAGACGCCAUCAGCCUUCUGGAAAACGUGGCUGUGAUCUCCGAGGGAACGACGGGCCUGGUGACCUGGGAAGCUGCUCUCUACCUGGCUGAGUGGGUUCUGGAGAACCCACAGGUGUUCACCGGCAGGUCGGUUCUGGAGCUGGGAAGUGGCGUCGGAUUGACCGGAAUCACUGUGUGCCGCUCCUGCAGCCCGGUCCGGUUCGUCUUCAGCGACUGUCACGCCGUGGUUCUGGAGAAACUCAGAGAAAACGUCCGUCUGAACGGCCUCGGCGGCGGGAAGAGUCCAUCUGUCACGGUGGACCAGCUGGACUGGACGACGGCGCCGGAGGAGCAGAUCCGCCAGAUCCGACCCGACACGGUGAUCGCUGCAGACGUGGUGUACGAUCCAGAAGUCGCAGGAAGUCUGGCGGAUCUGCUGCUGAAGAUCCUGAAAUGUUCGGCGGCGGCGGAGAUCCUGAUCUGCUCCACCGUCAGAAACCCGGAGACGUACGGCGGCUUCAAGCUGCGGCUCGAGGCUGCAGGUCUGGGCCACCAGGUUCUGACCGGACCCGUCGGCGCCGUGUUUCCCUACAACCGGCUGGCUCCAAUAGAACUCAUCAAAGUGUUCAGAGUCCAGGAAGGCUGAAGCUGCUCUUCAUCUGGGAGCCGCCAGCAGAGGCAGAACGUUCUGGUCCCAGUUAUCGUCCCAGCGCUGCCCCC